UAUACUUUCAGGAUAUUUUGAGUGGUCCUCUCUCAUCUUUCAGCUGCUGUCUGAAAAGAUUUUGAUUCCUGAACCAAUGAGAGUCUUCUGUAGUAUUAUCACACCUACUUCAGAUGUUCACAUUUCUGUGGCCUGUUUAUCAUCUUCUGUAGCAGAAUGAUCAACUAGUAUUGAUCUGUCAGAGAGCAGACAUUCAGAAACAGAGCAGCAAAUUUCUUACUAUUCUCGUGAAACUUUGGCAAUUUCAAAAGUUUUAGUAACCAAGAAUGAAGAAUAAUGUCAAGUGAUAAUUAAUAAUAAUUUGUGGGGAAGUUGAAUAAAAAAGAAAGGGCUGCAGCAUACGGGGGCAGUACAUGCCACUGUAUUCUCUGAACUGAAGCCUUCAAGCAUACCAGAAGCUACUUCAGGGCCUAUUAAUUUGCACCAAAUCUGAUGUUAUCUAUACUCUGCACAAUCCUUGCUCCUUAAUGUGGUGCACACGAUGAAUGUCAUGGAAUUAGUAUGGAAACUACAUGAUCUUAUUCUCAUGACAUGCUUGAGCUCCACAACCUGUGAAUCAUUAGCUUGAAGUUCUUGUCUGUGGCUACAGAAGUACCCCAUCCUGGAGUCAGGAAGGACGUAUGGAGAACAGCUCUCCUGCUGCAGGCUUCCUGUUUCUGUACUCUGUAAGUAGGCAGAAACAAUAUUUUUCCACAUAAGUAAAAUAUUUUCAGGAUUCUUCCUGUCUUAUCAUGAUAAAGGGUGUAAGUAAGUAAAGAUUAUCGCAGUUGAAUGUAUGUAUUUUAUCAAGAAUUAAAGAUUAUGUAGCUAGACAAGUUGAUUUUCCUGCACUGACUUUAUAGUGGGUUUAUUUUAUACAGCAUGCUUCCUCAUCAGCAGGCAGCUUCACUUCAGCCUCCCAGGUUGCCAAGGCAGCCGCCCCUAAAACUGGGACUUACACUAUGUUUUAUCUUGCCUUUUUUAUUUUAAUGGCUCAUUUUGAAAGAGUUGUCAGAGUCUUCAGUGCAUUGCUGCCAGCGCUGCCUCUCCUUAGCUAAACUCUAAAUGACUACAAACAUUUCCAGCAUGCUGCUCACUUAUGGUACCAUGCCGAAGCUGCAGCUCAGCCAGAAAUUACUGCCCUAUUAGGCCUGGGAAUUCUAAGUCAAGGGUAGCAGUGAGCGCCUUUCUGAAAGAACUAGUUUUAUAGUGGUGUAAGCGUGAGGUGAAGCUUAAUUUUCUUUGUUGGUUUCCUAUGGAAGACAAGUGAAAAUGAAGACUGCGUUGAGAGCAUGGUGCUUUUCAUUUGCAAAAGCCCUAAUUAGCAUUUUGUCUGCAUGCAGUGCAGUAUAAUCAGUGCUGGUUGCUGUCAGAAAAUUCAUGGGUACAUGGCUUUAUCUCACUAGAAGUCCAGUAUUUAGAAGCAAGCAAUUAAGGUGGCAAAUAGCUUUUUCUUUCUGGUAAAGUGUAUGAUGGACAGAAAGAAACCGCUUUGCAGUGUGAGUAGUCAAAGGAUGUGUUUUCUGAGAAGCCUCAUUUGGGGAUCAAAACUUCAGAUGAUGUCUCAUGAAGGUUGACUGUCUGUGUAUGGCUUUCCCCUUCUUCCUUGAUCCUGAGAGUAGCUGGUGUGGGUGAUGGAGCAAGUCCUUCCUUGCUGCUUUGGGGUAUUCUUGAGGAAUCUCAAGAAGUUCAGACAGAAGAAUGUUCAGACAAGGGAAAACCUCUAAGGUAAACAUUUUUUUGGCCAUCCAUUUGUUCUAAAAGAGGAUAAGGUUUCUGUAUUAUUUUCUUGGUCCAUUACAAGCAGUAACUGCCAUCAAACACCACCAAAAUGGUAAAGCACCAUCUCAGCCAAAGUCAGAGUUCAGCAGCGGGGAGACUGGGGAGAGCUGGUGCUCACCAGCAUGCACAGAAUCCCAAAGGGCUUUUGCUCAGUUCCCCUUCAAAUAGAACUGUUCCUUUAUGGCAGAGGCCGAUAUUAGGGAUGGAACACCGGGUUGGAAGAUUUUGAUAUGAAAAUGUAACAUUUAGCUUGAUGGUAUCGCUUUCUGGAAAACUGCCAAGCUACUGAAGCCCCGGAGAAUGAGAGAGCAGGGAGAAAAGUAAGCUGGGAAUCUGAUGGUGUGUCAUAUUGUUAGCGGGCUGGCUUAUUAAAUGGGAGCAGUUGUUUUCUUGGGAAUCACUUCAACAGCGUUGUGCUGCUGGUGUGAGAGAAUCCCGGGAGUGAGUGCAGGCAGGGCAGGGGCUGGGCAUUGUUCUAAGGGGAUUUUUUUAAGAGGUUUUUUUAAAGAUGCAAAUGAAAUGCACGUUUUUGCUUUUCCUGCAAGGUGUUUCUUUGUGAUCAUCCCCACCACUCAUCCUAUGCUGUACAGUCUGUUUCUAGGGAAGCACAAGAAAUGGUGACAUGAAAAUGUUUGAAGGUUGUUGCUUAAGCAUGAAUAUAUCUGAGUAAGGGUUGGCUGUUUCUUUAAAGAAGCAAAGCAGCAGCUAACUUAUCAUUUCGUUUCAGCUAACCUUCCACAACUGUGUUUUAGGGUGUUGUCGGGUUCCUGUGGCACUAACUGGUGACAGUGAGUAAAGGCAGACCCAAAGGGCCCCGAAGUACCACCGUGCUGGGCCUGCAGGGCUUGGAUGUGCCUGCACUCCUGGGGGGCUCUGGUUAAGCCUCAGCAGUUUGGUUGUCUUCUUUUUAAACAGCAUAAAGAUGGUAAAAAAAAAAAAAAAAAAAAAGAAAGAAAAGAAACACAACAAAAGAGGUGUUUAGUUUUGUUUCAGAUGUUUCCUUGCAUUCUGACCUUGGUUCUGCUGUUAUUUGUGUAGAAUUCUUUCCCUCUACUGAUAGUGAGGAAUAUCCCCAAUGGUUUCUAUGGACGACUUUGAAACCUCACCAGAGUGCAAACACCCGAACUGUACUUUCCGGAAAGGUAAAUCUGGUAGCGCAGUGGGCGUAUGACCUGAUCAGUGUCCAGCAGGGCUCGUGUGCUUUGCUCUGCAUCUAAAGCCAUCCCGUGUCAGUAAGCCCUGCUCACAGCGUGAGCUCCUGCAGGGCACCCUGCGAGGAGAGAACCUGCGCUGUGGGUCUGAGGGGAACGGAAGGGCGGGAUAAUCGGCUGGGUAUCUUCUAUUAAAGAUAGCACAUCAGUUUGGACUGCUGUCUCUUCAGAACAAAAGCAUUCUGCCUGUAGCACGUCUGGUCGGAGAUUCUAAACCCAAGCCGCAGCCGACGGCAGACGCCGCUGAGUGCCCGCUGGGCCGGGGCUGCCCGCUGCUGGGGGCGCGCUGUGGCUGCCGCUGCCCGGCAACGCGCCCCGCCGGGCUGCCUGCGCCGGGCGGCCGUGCGCCGCUGCGCGCUGAGAGCGGCGCGGUGGGGGGGGCUGGGGGGGAGGGUCUGCGCUUCGGGUUUGGGGGCUGGUUUUGGUCUUUUUUCCCCGUCAUAAGGAGCCCACGGUUCUCAUAGGUGCUGGCAGACAAUGGGGCUGGUGUGAUUUACACGGGAGGAGCUGAUGAGCGGAGUUGUGUGCCGCUUUAUUUGAGCAACAAAAAAAAAAAAAAAAGGAGCGGGGACAGCCGUUCCCAUGUGAUGGGAUCAUAGCGCUGCUGUGAUUACAGGCAGUUGUGAGGUUGAUUGAGAUAAUUGCUUGUCUUCUCAUAAGUUCUGUAAGCUCUCAGGAUGGUUUGCACAGCUCCUUCUGCAGCCUUAGCUGGAACGCAGACACGCUGUUUGUCCGGAGGGCCAUCCGAGCGGCCUAAAAUAGCCAAAAGGAGAAGCGGGAUUUGUGUGUAAUAACAGCUAGCCGGUGGCAUCGGACACUUUGGGGAAGAUAAACUGCAGUGAGGAUCAAAGAGCGUCUGUGAGCCGUAGCCUUUGUGCGCUGCCUCUUUGUAUCGAAGUGGGUGCUGUGGUGUGCAGGUGCCGUGCCAUGUGCGCGGGCUGCCGCACCGCCAGCACUUAGAAACACUGGUGUGCGGCAGAAAGGGGAGCGGAGCGGUGCAUUGGGUUGAAGUCAUUCACAUCAAAACAAAAAGAAGUCUUGUGGUGUUAAAAUCUAGCUGCAGAAUCCGCUCGCUGCAGUACAGUACUUUGAAAAUGCUGAAGUUAAAGGCCUUCUGCUUGGAUUACUGGCAGUUCCUGUGUCUCCAGCCUCUCCACGGCUUCUAUAAAAGUGUCGAGGGUGAAGCUCCAAGUAGCGAAACUGGCACAUCUUUGGACAGCCCAUCUGCUUACCAUCAAGGACCUAUAACACACAGUUCAGCUAUAAGCCCAGACCAUUACGAUCACUCAGCUUACGGGCUGUAUUCUGUCUCCCCUGGGCAACAAAGAACUCGGAGGCCAAAACUUCAGCACUCAACAUCAAUACUGCGAAAACAAGCAGAGGAAGAAGCUAUUAAAAGGUCAAGAUCACUUUCUGAGAGCUAUGAACUCUCUUCAGACCUACAGGAUAAGCAGGUGGAAAUGCUAGAACGGAAAUAUGGAGGCCGUCUCAUAACCAGACAUGCUGCUCGGACCAUCCAAACAGCUUUUCGCCAGUAUCAGAUGAACAAAAAUUUUGAGCGUCUUAGAAGUUCUAUGUCUGAAAAUCGUAUGUCAAGACGCAUUGUACUGUCCAAUAUGAGAAUGCAGUUUUCCUUUGAAGGACCUGAGAAAGUCCACAGCUCUUAUUUUGAAGGAAAACAAGUUUCUGUUACAAAUGAUGGGUCAAAGCUGGGAUCCCUCGUGCAGUCUGAAUGCAGCGACCUGGGAGAGUCAGCUACAAUGAAGUCUCCAGCAACGUCUACUGACUUCGCUGAUGCUAUAACAGAGCUGGAGGAUGCUUUUUCCAGGCAGGUGAAAUCCCUCGCAGAGUCCAUUGAUGAUGCACUGAAUUGCCGUAGCCUACAUUCUGAUGAAGUCCAGACUCCGGAUCAAGUCAGAAGUCGCGAAAUGGAAAGGGAUAGCUGUGCUCAAACUAAGCCAGCAAUACACAAUGUGGAUCACAGGAAGCUUGAUGAGAUGACAGCUUCAUAUAGUGAUGUUACGUUGUAUAUCGAUGAGGAAGAGUUAUCUCCACCCCUUCCACUUUCCCAGUCAGUGGACAGACCAUCCAGCACAGAAUCUGACUUGAGGCUCCGGUCAGUGAACUCUUCUCAAGAGUACUGGUCCAUGACUCACAAAGAUGAUAAGAUAGACACUGAUACGAGCUGCAGGAGCACCCCUUCACUGGAAUGUCAGGAACAGAGGAUAAGGAUGGAUCACCUACCAUUGCUAACUAUAGAGCCACCCAGUGACAGUUCAGUGGACUUGAGCGAUCGCUCAGAGAGAGGUUCAUUAAAGAGACAAAAUGCAUAUGAUCGAGGAAUCACUAGUCAACAAGGAAGCCCAAAACAUAUCCCUCACAGUAUUCCUGCCAAGAUUAUAUCCCGAGAGGAACAGGAGGCAAGACAUAGGCCUAGGCCUAUAGAUAGUCAUUUAGCUAUUAAUGGCACAGCAAACAGACAAAGCAAAUCAGAGUCUGAUUAUUCGGAUGGAGACAAUGACAGCAUCAACAGCACUUCUAACUCUAAUGAUACAAUAAAUUGCAGCUCAGAGUCUUCUUCUAGAGACAGCUUAAGGGAGCAAACCUUAAGCAAACAAACAUACCACAAAGAAACUCGUAACAGCUGGGAUUCCCCUGCCUUCAGUAACGAUAUUAUCAGGAAACGCCAUUAUAGAAUUGGACUAAACCUUUUUAACAAAAAACCUGAAAAAGGAGUCCAGUACCUAAUUGAGCGAGGUUUCGUGCCUGACACUCCAGUUGGUGUUGCUCACUUUCUCCUGCAAAGAAAAGGUCUCAGCAGACAAAUGAUUGGAGAAUUUUUGGGAAAUCGACAGAAGCAGUUCAACCGAGAUGUAUUGGAUUGUGUUGUGGACGAGAUGGACUUCUCAACAAUGGAACUGGAUGAAGCACUCAGGAAAUUUCAGGCUCAUAUCCGUGUUCAAGGAGAAGCCCAGAAAGUAGAACGGCUCAUUGAGGCCUUUAGCCAACGUUACUGCAUUUGCAAUCCAGGAGUUGUGAGACAGUUCAGGAAUCCUGAUACCAUCUUCAUUCUAGCUUUUGCCAUUAUACUGUUGAACACAGAUAUGUACAGCCCAAAUGUGAAACCGGAACGCAAAAUGAAGCUAGAAGAUUUUGUCAAGAACCUAAGGGGUGUGGAUGAUGGCGAAGAUAUCCCACGAGAAAUGCUGAUUGGGAUUUAUGAGCGGAUCCGCAAGCGGGAACUGAAGACAAAUGAAGAUCAUGUGUCCCAAGUCCAGAAGGUUGAAAAGCUCAUAGUAGGAAAGAAACCUAUUGGAUCUCUGCAUCAUGGACUUGGUUGUGUCCUCUCCCUGCCCCACCGAAGGCUUGUUUGCUACUGUAGACUCUUUGAAGUUCCUGAUCCGAAUAAACCUCAGAAGCUUGGGUUGCACCAGCGAGAAAUAUUUUUAUUUAAUGACCUUCUUGUGGUAACCAAGAUAUUUCAAAAGAAGAAGAACUCUGUUACAUACAGCUUUCGACAGUCCUUUUCCCUCUAUGGCAUGCAAGUUCUUCUUUUUGAGAACCAGUAUUAUCCCAAUGGCAUACGGCUCACAUCAGCGGUUCCAGGAGCAGAUAUCAAAGUACUAAUAAAUUUCAAUGCACCAAAUCCUCAGGACAGGAAGAAGUUUACAGAUGAUUUGAGGGAGUCAAUUGCAGAGGUUCAAGAAAUGGAAAAGCACAGAAUAGAGUGUAAGUACAAAGCUGAGCUAGAAAAACAGAAGGGGGUGGUGCGUCCAAGCAUGUCUCAGUGCUCCAGUCUGAAAAAAGAUUCUGGCAAUGGGACGCUGAACAGAGCUUGCCUGGAUGACAGCUACGCUACAGGGGAAGGGCUGAAAAGAAGUGCACUGAGCAGCUCCCUUAGAGACCUGUCUGAAGCAGGCAAGCGUGGGCGACGCAGCAGUGCAGGAUCGCUAGACAGCAAUAUGGAAGGGUCCAUCAUUAGCAGUCCUCACAUGCGCCGAAGAGCUACAUCAACCCGAGAGUGUCCAUCUCGCCCUCACCAGACUAUGCCUAACUCCUCCUCACUCCUAGGUUCCUUAUUUGGUAGUAAAAGGGGAAAGCCACCUUCCCAAGGCCAUCCACCAUCUGGCUCAUCACAGCAACCUCCACACCCUCCAGUAAUCCCACAUCAGCAACACUCACAGCAUCCUUCUGCCAUGCAUCAUGCAGGGCCAGCUGAGGGACAGACCCAGGCACAAGUACACUCUCACCAUUCACAGUACUGUCAUAUGCAGCAGAACCCGCCACCCUAUCACCACCACCACCACUAUCACCCUCCCCAGCACAUCCAGCACCCACACCAGUAUCACCAACACAUGCCACAUUCCCAGCAUGUGGCACACUCCCAGCAUACUCCUUACAUGCAGCACCCCCACGCACAGCAUACCCACUCUCCUCAUCCACCACUGCCCCCUCCGCACCCAGGGCACUCUUCUCAUCCCCAACACACUCAGCAUCACCAUGGACCGCCACCACCUCCGUCCACUUCAGCCAGCACUAAGCCCAAACACAGCGGCAUCAGCACAAUAGUCUAAAACGUACUGACCCUCUUAAUAACUAUAGUUUUAAACACAGUUACAAAAGCACUUACAGGAAGCAACAAAUAAAAUUGUCAGUUUUUACCUAGACAAACAAUUUAACUGAGUCGUGUGAGCUUAAAGGCUUGCUGAUACUAAAAAUAAGUCAAGUUAGUGUAAUCAGUACUGGUUUCACUUACCUACUCAAUAGAUGCUUACCAUCUGGUUAGUUCUUAUUUCCAGACUGCCUUGAAAACAUGCUGCUUGCUGAAUACAAGUAAAAUUACCUUUUACACCAAAUCCCUUGACAAUUUUACAUGCAGAAUAAAAACAUAGUCUAUGAUAAAAGGAAAAAAGUGAUUCAGAACCAAGUGUUGCAUUCUUGCUCUUUUAUUGUCAAUGGGCAAAAAAUAAGUAGACCUGAUAUGGUUGAUGAAAGUACGUAAGUAAACUUUAUAUAAUAUAAAUAUAUACAUAUAAAUAUAUAUAUAUACUGUAUAGUUAACAUUUGUGCUUGGAAAGGAAUUUUUUUCAGUCCACAAAGCUAGCAAUAUAGACUUUACGAGGAAUUCCACUUACUUGAUAGGACAGUAUUAUAGAUGAAUAGCAUAUGAAAGAGUAGACCAAAAACACUAAAUGUUAGAAAUAAAUUUCAGACAUUUCAAUAUUUUCAUUAGAAGUCAGUCCUCUGGACUCGCUAAGAUUUCUAAGCAAUCAUUAUUAAAUGUGCCAAGUAACAUAGCAUUUAAUUGUUGUAGUCAAAUACUGCUUUGUAUAAAUCCUUAUUUUAUUAACAUGAUAUCAUACGUAAUCAGUAUUAUAACUGCUCUUCUAUUUCAGGUAAGCAAACUUGUUAAGAUGCAGUAAAUAUAUGGUAGCAGUGCAAGGGAUGACCUUUUACCAGUGGUCAUCUUCAAGCAUUGGUCACACAAAUUUAGACACUUUAAAGGCUGUGAUAACUGUGAAUUUACAUGAUCCACAUUUCUUUUGUAUGCAUAUGUUUUAAUGAACACACAUGAAGAGUUCUAACAGGUGCAUGUAUACACUGCAAAAACAUUCAUCUCAAACAUGAAAAUUGCAAACUUCCAUCUUUCUCAGCUACUUUGUUUCCCGUUUACCAUAAUUUCUUAUUUUUACCCCCCAGUUAAGCUGAAUUCUAGUCUGAGAGCACUUCCAGGUGGAAGUGUUCUAAAACUUGAAGGUUUGUUUUAGAAUUUAGUGUAGGGUUUUUAUAUAUACUAAAGAAAAAAAAAAUCUGUAAUUCCAUGUAGCCAUGCACUAGCAAUGAAGUGGCUUCACCAUUUUUACUCAUCACAUUUGUUAGUUUGAAAAUAACCAGCACUCAGCAGGCUGAGUUUAUGCUCAAACCCUCACUUUCGUAGUCCAGUUAGUUGCAAGACAUCACAUAAAAACAGGCUGUGCUGUUGUUGCUUAUGUGUUGUAAUCAAACCAUUUGCAAAUUGAUAUAAAAUUUUAUCCCUAAAUCCUGUACAGUUACACAUGGCACCUACUUUGUAGUUUCAGCAAUUUGAGCCACUGCAAGAACUUUACACCUAAACAGUAGAGGCAAAGGAAUCAGAACUGCAAAACUGUACCAGCCUAAAAGCAAACCUUGAAGAGGAUGAGCAAAAAAUUCCAGUGUGAGAUGGGUAAAAGUAAGAAUAGUAGUCAAUUUUAUAUUUAAUAAUAUUUUUUCAGGAAUAAUGAAGAAAUCAGUUAAAGUGGAAAGACGUUAACAUGAGACUGGAGUGAGAAUAAGAGGGUAACCUUCAUAUUGCCUUGCUCAUGGCAUCUAUAAUAUUUGGGGUGUGUGUAAUUUUUUUUUCCCUUUCAUACCAUUGAUAUCGCAAUACCAGCAAAACUGCAAACUCAGCACUUUGUUAACCUCCACAGAGAGCAAAUACAGCAAUCUAGAGUUUAGCCUUUUGUUUAAUGCUGUCCGCAUUUGUUUCCCACAUGUGCAAUAUUUUCCCAUUCUGCUCCUUCUCUAAAUUACCUUCAUUGAAAGAAAACAAGUGAUUGCAUUAUAAUUUUUAAGUAUCACUCAUACUAGUCUAAAUUCUGCGGCUAACCUUAAGAGGGCCCCUCCAGGUCCCCUGAGGCUCUGUUCCUUGCAGUUUAAAAAAAUAUAUACUGUUCUUAUAGGGGAAAGUAGAACUGUCUGCAUGUCAUCUAAUGUUAUUAGUGUGAGGCUACACUCUACAUAUUGUAUAUUUGCAAAAUAUAUCAGUGUUAACUGUUGAUAUUAGUUGAAGUAAAGUGAUAACAUAUUCCAAUAUGUAGACUUUUCUUCAUACAUCUGUACCAAUAGUAGAGUCUAACUGUAAUUUAUAGGUUGUUCCAGAAAAGAUAAAGGGUCAUUUGGUUACAAAUAUCUUUCACAAACUGCAUCUUUUGGUUGAAAUGGAGGUAAGAGUGCUCCUCUUCAUUGAGUAGCAGAGGCUGUACUUGUUUCAGAUGCAGAGUUUUAAUGUAAGUAAAAUUCACUCUGUACUGUAUAAAUGCAGAAUGUUCAGUAACAGCUGAGAGGAAGAUCUGACUCAAGCUGUGUGACUUAGUUAACAGUGAAGACCUUAAAUCUCCCAGAUCUGCAUUUGCUUUGUUCCAAAACCCCUUUCAUUCAUUUAAAUUAGUCAAAUAUAAGUAUUCUAUACUUACACUGUAAGCCACAUUUUAAUGCUUGAUCACUGAUUUUCCAUGUGCAAUCAACUAAAUGUUCAGAAGAAUCACAACUGUGCAUGCAGAAAACAUUUGCACAUGAUUUCGUCUGCAUGCGGAGAAGGAGUUUGUGCCUACUUUGUAAGGUGCAUUAAGUUGCAUGUGUAAAAUCACAGACUAUUUUGAGACUAGUUUAAAAAAAUAAGACGGUCAUAUAGGAGCACAGUAACUGUAAACAUUAUUUCAGAACAACAGGGAAAACAGUGGACUCGAUUAUUUUUUUUAACUGUAUUUAGGGUUUUAGUAUAACCUCUCUGAUUCCAUUCUUGGUUAACAAUUGCUUAGAACAGCGUGAGUCACGUCUAGGACAGGAAAAUGACAGUAUUUUAAACACUGUGCGGUUAAAAAAAUUAACUUUUUUUUUCCUUUAGCCUGCGGGCAGGCAUAAAAUUGAGGUUUUAUUCCCAAGUGCCAUUGCCGAAUAAAAACUGGUACAGAACUGUGUAGAGUGACCAUGUUUCUCUUUUCCCAUUAAAAAAAUGUGGCAAAGUAGUAUUGCUGAUUUGAAAAAAUGAAAGGGAAGCCUAAAGAAUGAAGAUGUGGCGACAAAAAUCUUUUCUGGGACAACAAUGAAAUAUAUAUUUGGGGUUUUUAAUUUUCUUUUAAGUUAAAAAUGGAAAUGUACAACGAUGUAAAAACAGAAAACAGAGUUCAUCCUAAUAUAAUGUACGUCUUGUAUCGCUAAAAAGAAAAAAGUCUAACAUACAGUGUAGAAUGAUUUUCCCAUCAUGUACUGCAUGCAGCAGAAGCCUCUUGUUUCUUGAUAAAAUGAGCUGAAAGACAGUCAGCAGAUAUUUAAAAAAAUGAAUCUCUAGAUGUUGACUUGCUGUUCCAUAUGAAGCUGUGUGUUUUCUGCAGUUAAGCAUGCAUUUUGCUGUUCCGUUGUAAAAUACCAUCGCACUUCUUGCCUGCAAAAUGGAUUAUUGUGUAUAUAUUUAAAAGAAAAGUGGAACCAAUAACAAGAUUAAAUUUGGAAAAUAGAAAAGGGGGUGGUGAAAAUGGGACCAAGUAGGGGGAGUAGACAAUUCUCUAAAUUGUACAUAGUGUGUAAAUUAGUAUUACUCUAAGUCUGCAGUCACUUGGAGGUUGCCUACAAUACCUAUCUCCUGCUAGGAACUUAAAUCAGCUUUGAGUUGUAUUAAACUGUUAGAAUUAGGUGUUGAAUGCAGACUGUUAAAGACUUCAGAAAUCAUUACACUUACAAGAAGCUUCUGUUCUGGGGAGGCUUGAGACCCCUUUUGUAACUAUGGGGAAGAAAGGAGUGCUUUCAUUUUAAUAUGCAUUCUGUUUGUAAGUAGUAACAGACCCUAUUGAUGUAAAACUAUAACUGUGAUCAUGUGGAGAAAUCAAAUAAAUCAUUUAAAACUC
This is a messenger RNA of Gallus gallus (chicken), 11614 nucleotides long. It is a transcript of the gene IQSEC1, whose product is annotated as IQ motif and Sec7 domain 1. The coding region runs from base 4067 to 7546 and encodes 1159 amino acids. Gene Ontology annotation, molecular function: guanyl-nucleotide exchange factor activity; protein binding. The transcript is spliced from 14 exons. The record is from RefSeq and is a predicted model, not a curated record. Gene Ontology annotation, biological process: actin cytoskeleton organization; regulation of ARF protein signal transduction. NCBI's taxonomy places the organism in Eukaryota, Metazoa, Chordata, Aves, Galliformes, Phasianidae.